AUGAACUCUAACAAUGAUAUCGAUGAUUUGGAUUAUCUGGUUGAGUUUCCUAUUCGUGAUACUUCGGAAGAUUACGUUGGUAUAGAGAAUUAUAGCAAUUGUAAUUAUGACCCACCACUCUACCACUUUAUGGAGAUUCGUUCAGAAAAUUCCGACUUUAAUAACAAUAUUGCAGAUAUUUCACGAGAGAAGGGAAAUAAAAGUAAAGAUAAAGUAUCUGAUAAGGACAAGUUUGCAAGGUUUGGUCUAUGUGAUAAGGUUUUAGAAAAUAUUAAAGUGCCCGACCUAAAUAAACUAUUGCGUGAAGAGCUGAAAAUGCCACCUGAUGAAAUUUUACAAAUCAAAGGAAGACGACGGCUACUUAAAAAUUGUAAAUCAGCUAAAAAGAGUCGUAAGAACAAGACGGAUAAAGUUAAAUGCCUAGAGGAUAAAUUGGAAGAUGUGCUACAAAAAUAUCAUCAACAACUGCAGGAGGUUAUUAAUCUUCGAAAAGCAAUUCGUGAAAUAAACGAUGUAAAUCGCACCUUAAUAUGUUGGAUUGCAUUACUAUAUGUGCGAACUAAUUUACGAUAG
Messenger RNA from Trichoplax adhaerens, 573 nucleotides. RefSeq lists its product as uncharacterized. The record is from RefSeq and is a predicted model, not a curated record. The coding region runs from base 1 to 573 and encodes 190 amino acids. Gene Ontology annotation, biological process: regulation of DNA-templated transcription. NCBI's taxonomy places the organism in Eukaryota, Metazoa, Placozoa, Uniplacotomia, Trichoplacea, Trichoplacidae. Gene Ontology annotation, molecular function: DNA-binding transcription factor activity; DNA binding. The transcript has a single exon.